This is a messenger RNA of Brassicogethes aeneus, 1423 nucleotides long. NCBI's taxonomy places the organism in Eukaryota, Metazoa, Arthropoda, Insecta, Coleoptera, Nitidulidae. The record is from the annotation of a GenBank genome assembly.
ACAUGACUGCGGAUUAGUUAUUUAUGUGAGCAAAUGGUAUUAGAAAAUAGUAUAAAAUGUACAAAGAAGACAAAUAGACCAAAGUAAUGAACAGCUGUAGUGUAAUAUUUAGCCAGAGAGAAGAAACAAAACGAUGUCUAAUUGAAUCGUUCCGUAUACAUCCAGUUUAACUCUUUAGCCAAAUACCAAAAACACUGGUAUGGAUACUUCUUUAUCCAAUUAAACAUAAAAUAAUGAGGUUUGAAAUAAGCUAAUAAUUUUUAAAAAGAAGAAAAUGGGCUGUGUCAGCAGCAAAGAUAUAAAUGACACGCACCCAAACAUAUUCCAAGUGGCCAAUGUGAACGAUUCCGGCGUCUCUAUCUGCCCAGGAAAACUACAAGUCACCGACACCGAACUAGUCUUAUACCAAAGAAACAAAACACCAACCAGGUGGCCGUUAAGAUCGCUCCGAAAGUACGGCUUCGACUCCGACGUCUUCAGUUUCGAGUGUGGCAGAAGAUGCGCCACUGGAGAAGGCAUUUACGCCUUUAAAACGCGCAAAGCCGAGCAACUCUUCAACCUAAUGCAACAAAAGAUAAACGGGAACACUAGCACCGAAGAGAAUGGCGGCUACAACUCGCCAGAGACGAACGGCGUGCCCCAAGCGUGUCCUUUCAGGAUUCCGUCCCAAAUAGAAUCGAUAGCCAUGCCCCAAAAUGUGAAUCGGCACGACAGCAGACCUGGGUCCAUUGUGGGGCUGGCAACGCCCUCUCCCCCACCGAUAACCGAUCCUUGGGAGAGAAACAACAACCAAAGACACCAAGAACCGACGUACUUGAACGUUAACCCCGCUCGAGCCGAGAUGAGAAAUUACCAAAACAUUGAGGUUGCAGCCACAUUAAGUGAGGUUAUCGACGCGGAAAGUGAUCCAACUCGCGCCUACAUGAACGUGGAAGCCUUAAAUCACAAGCCCAACGAACAGGCUCGAGACUAUGCCAACAUAAACCCAGAUGAUUGUGAUCUACCGGCACCCAGCAUAAAUUACGCUGCUCUGGAUUUGUCCUCGUCCAGCAGACACCCGAGCAACACCGAAUCGGCCCCCGGCAGCCCUUUGAAGCAAAAAAAGAGCUACGCCACGAUCGACUUUCAAAAAACUAACGCUCUCUCGCAAUCCAUCAACCCCAGUAUAGACACUGAGGAAGGCAGCAGGAAAACUAGACACAACUCAACAAUCAGUGACAUUACAACAAGACACAGCAAUUCCGUGAGUGAUUAAUAGUGAUUUAACAGUGAUUUAUUUGCCGUUAAUCAAGCAACGUUGCCUAAUUUUGCAAAUAACGGCGAUUGGCGAAACCGCGAUUUUUAAGAAUAAGCGAAAUCACCUCUAAAUAUUCGCUUUCUUUGGGGAAUCCAAGCCAAAUAAUUUUAAUAAUUAUCAAUUCCA